AUGCGGACAUCCGAAAGACGGAGGAAAUUCAGCAAUGUUUUCUGGCAAACAAAGCAGGCUCUCCGUAACAGCGGCUACGAGGACGCCACCACUGAAGAAAUUAAGGAGUACUUAUCAUCUGGUGAACUGCCUUGCAGACAAUUUGGACCAACCACCUUCUCGUCGUUACCCGACGCGUUCAGAUACCUGAACGAAAUUAACAAUGAAGAUAUGCCGGAAGCAGUUCCUCUACCCGACACUCCGACGUCCCUGGAAGGGAUAUUUACUCAACCUUCUCUGGCCGGAGAAUUGGACGCCACAUCUUUGGAAGAUAUUCAAGAACUUUUAAAUAUCGAUGUCCCUCCGCAACCACUCUUCGACGCAGAGCCUGAUACCACGCCCUUAGAUGACCUCAUCUCGCAAGCAUUGGAGGACUUCCCCGAGGUCGCCAACGACAAUGAAGAGAAGGCAAAUGCUGAUGAUCUCUGCACCGUGGAGGCUCCCUUUGGUUCAUUGUGCGAAGAUAUCGGACAGGAGAAGAGGACGACAGACGCCAACGACAAAGAAAAUGUCGGCGUCCAGCUGCAACAACUCCUCAAUCACAUAGUAGAACGAUGCAUCGAUGUCAACACCACCCAAUCCUCAGAGAUCCAAAAGAAAGCAUUGAGGGUCACCCAGGAGAAUAUGCGUACUCUGAAAGGGUCUAGAUGGCUGAAUGAUUCCAUAAUCAACCCCUAUAUGACGUUAAUAGCCGAGAGGACGCCCAAAGAAGGCCAACCAAAGGUCCAUACCAUGAACACCUUCUUCUACACAAGGCUCACUACUGGAAGACACCCAAGCGUCAGACGGUGGACUAAGAACAUCGACAUUUUCGCAGUUGAUCUCAUCCUGGUGCCCGUCCACCUGGGCAACCACUGGUGCCUCGCCACCAUCAAUAACCCUAAAAAGACUAUCAGAUAUUACGAUAGUCUCCUCAACCCAAACAAAAACUGUUUGAUCACCUUGAAGGAGUAUUUAAUGGCGGAGCAUCUCGACAAGGAGGGGACCAUUCUGGACUUCAGCGGAUGGAAGAUGCGUCAUGCCGCCAGAAUUCCGCGGCAGACUAACAGCCACGAUUGCGGGAUCUUCGCGUGUCAGUACGCCAAAGCCAUCGCCACCAACAGGAAGAUCACCUUCACCCAACAAUCGGUGAAGAAGCUCCGAGCGACCAUGGCCCAGGAGAUUACUGCGGAAUAUUUGCUGUGA
Messenger RNA from Hylaeus volcanicus, 1224 nucleotides. Its product is annotated as sentrin-specific protease-like. The transcript has a single exon. Gene Ontology annotation, molecular function: deSUMOylase activity. Gene Ontology annotation, biological process: protein desumoylation. Lineage: Eukaryota; Metazoa; Arthropoda; Insecta; Hymenoptera; Colletidae. Gene Ontology annotation, cellular component: nucleus. Bases 1 to 1224 code for a protein of 407 amino acids. The record is from RefSeq and is a predicted model, not a curated record.